Caenorhabditis auriculariae is the source of this 3127-nucleotide messenger RNA. The record is from the annotation of a GenBank genome assembly. NCBI's taxonomy places the organism in Eukaryota, Metazoa, Nematoda, Chromadorea, Rhabditida, Rhabditidae.
AUGAACGCUUUUCGGCAGCCACCAAAAGAAGCUCUUAUAUCAGGAAAAAAGACUUUGGUCGUUAAACCUUUGGCGAAAUGUGUGAGUUUUUGGUUCAUUAAUUUGUCGAAGUUAUUAAGUAUUUCCCGAGUUCGGAGGAUUAAUAAAUAGUUCAAAAGUUAAUUUUUCAAAAGUUGAUGAAGUUCCUUCAAAACGAAAAAAAAUUUUGUUUUUUUUUUUAAUUCUUGGAUUCUUUUUUUUCAAAAAGAUCAGAUGGGUUAAGAAAUUUUCUUCCAGUUUUAAGGAAACUAAACAGAUGUGCCUUUAUUAUCUGAUGAUCACUUUGAAUUUUUAAAUUUUGAAGGCAGCAAAAAUUAAAAAUUUUGUAAGAGAGCUGUAAUUUUGUAAAAAUCAAACUGGAAAAAAGUUUUUUUUUUCAAAAUUUGAAUGAAAGUUCUUUAGAAGGUACCUCAAAAUUGCGCUUCACGCAACCGAUGCUAUCGACAUGAAGUUAGUUGUUUCUUCUCAAUUUCUUUCCCAUUUCUCAAAAAAUUCAGGAGAAUACUUCUCAGCUUAUCGAUUUGAACCCCAUUCGACCAACUUUCGAUUCAAAUUUCGAAGUUCAAAGAUUGACCGUGGAGCUGAACCAACUGAGAACUCAAAGGGUUCAGGUAAAUGUCUAAAAGCUUUUCUUUAUUUCGGAGACAUGAUUUGAAUUUUCUAGGAUAUAAGCUGGCGCGGAAUGACCUAUAUAUAUUCCACUGCGAUAAAAAACAGCGAAAAAUUAAUUUCGAUAUUUUGUAUUUAUUUUCUGAAAGUGAGGUUCCAGUGUGGGUUUCAAUAGAUUUGAAGCGGAAUCGGUGAUUCUUAAUUUCACGGUUCCUAAAUCUUGAUUUUCUUCUUUAUAAACUCGAAUUUUCAUGAUUAAGGUUGAGAGAACUUUCAGGAAAUCAUCAGGUGGCUAUUGAAUAACUUAUUGAGAUAUUACGGUCUUUAUGUCAAGAAAUGGUUGGAAAGUUAAUUUUAAUCUUUCUGCUUCAGUAUCUUCGGAGCCACAUCAGAAAAUUGAGCGGGACUCAGAGGAAUCCGCCGAGAAACGGCGCCAUAAGAAUCGGCAACGAUGUCGUCGAAUCGGUCGAAAGCGAUCAUGCAGAGGUGAGAAACAGCCAAAUUCUCGUUCGGAGUUUACUUGCCUUUUUUUUGAAAAUUUCGAAACUGGUUUAACCUAAUUUAGGAUGAAAUUUGAUCACGGAGAAAAAACCUAUGAAAUCAAGCGCACAGAGAGUUCUUGUACAGUGGAUGCAGAGUAAUUUAUCCAAAAUAAAAGUCUUUCCAAUAAUAAAGCCCCUUCAUAUGAUCUUUUAAAAGAAUCGCUGCGGUUUUCUUCAAGGUCAAGUAGUCUCACCCUGGGAGAACAUUAUAAAAUUUGCCUUCGCUCCUUCAAGCGAUGUAGUAAAAGUUUUUAAACAAAUUAUGCGUGAAAUUCAUUUUGCAGGAUCUUCAUCCGAUUCUCCACAACUCCAACGACCUUCUGAUUUUGUUCAAGCAAGAAAUAGAGAAGGAGAAGGUGGAAGCGCAGAAAGACUUGGAAAAGGCCGUGGCUCAGCUGGAGGAGCGGAUUAAGAGUUCCACACAGAUUGAGGUAUAACAUCCCAGAAUUUUCUCCAAUUCCAAUCAAAAACCUUUCUAAGAUUGAAAGAUGCCGUCAAGAACACGAAGAGGACGUCCGGGAGCUCACGUUGAUGUACACGGAGCAAUAUCGCUCCAUGGAGACGGCUCUCGUCGACGAGAAAACCGAGUUGAUGGGUCGAAUCGAAUACUUGGAGGUGCUGUUGGGAAACUCGACAGAAAAAAGGAAAAAUUAGGGAAAUUUGAGAAAUUCAAAGCGAGAAAAUAAUAUUCUGAGUUUACUGACGUGAGUUCGUAGCACACGGUUUUUUUAUAUAUAAAUAUUGUUUUCUGGAUACGCUCAUAAAUGGGCAGACCAUUUUUAAAGCAUCCAUAAACACACCCCGAGACUUCAUAAAUAAAAUUUUGUUUUACCUCCCUAUGAUUUAAACUUGAUUUGAUUUCACGUCAGCACUACCUUCUUGGAGUUAAAACUGUUCUUUAUGCCCUUUUUAUUGAAACUUUUCUUAGUCAACCUUUCCUCUUGUACUGAUUGAUUGAGCUCUAGACUUACCAUAUGUAUACAUUUACUGAAAGAAUUGGUCACAAAUGUAAUAUAAUGCAUUUCUAACAUACUGAAUGAAUUAGAUGAUAUGCAAGGCGUUAAAGAUCACCGAAAAGAAAUAGAUAUUAUAGGAAGAGCUGCGCCUGGUGAAAGAAUCUCGCGAUCAAGGCAUCCGACGCCUUCAGGAGGCUCGAGCCAGCAUCUCAGAACAGGUGAUAGCAAAAGUUGAUCUUGUUGAGAAGAACUAUAAUACAGAAAAUACGUCAAAUUUCUUGUGCAGCAUUUUCAGAAAGAUAACUUUGAACGGGAAAAAAUAUGUUAAAUUUGCAACUUUUGAAAGUUACUUCAGUCAAGAAAGGCUUCAGCUUCAGGAUGAUUUUCAUUUUUUUUUUUUUCUAGACUCAUGAAUUCGGCCGCGCCAAAGAGCAACUCGAAGUCUUACAGAAUGAUUUGAGCCGUAUGAAUAACGAAACGAGAACAUUUGAGGUUUGUUUUUGUGGUUUUUGGUACUUUAAUCCAGAAAUCCAUGAAAAUUGAUCAUUUUUCAUGUCACUUUGUAUAUAGUCAAAAAGUUAAAAUCAAUCAAGAGGUAUUUUUUCCAGGAUUAUAACUUUUAUUUUGAUAGCUGAUAGCUUCAAUUUUGAAAAUGAUUAACGAGUGUUAAAAUUAUUUACGCCCAUUCUCUAUGAGAAAAAAAGAAGUUGAAGUUUUCUUGCUCAGGAUGACGCAAGAAACGUUGAGAAGAUCAAAGAUGAGCUUGAAAAGUACAAGGAAAUCAACGCGAUCGUGAUGUCCGAGUUCGCAAAAGUAGGGAUUGAUUAGUUUUUUUCUUCAAAGUUGAGUUUUCAGAUGGAAGUAGAACGAGACGAUUUGUUGAACUCUCUGCAAAAGGACCUCGAUACGAUGGGAAUCGAAAAUAGGAAACGAUUCAAAAAACUGAGGAUGAUUAAUAGCGCAUUUAACUUAUUUCCGUGA